Molecule: messenger RNA, 2052 nt
Organism: Camelus dromedarius (Arabian camel)
Lineage: Eukaryota; Metazoa; Chordata; Mammalia; Artiodactyla; Camelidae
Gene: NAGA
Product: alpha-N-acetylgalactosaminidase
Exons: 11
Coding region: 291-1526 (411 amino acids)
Biological process (GO): glycoside catabolic process; oligosaccharide metabolic process
Cellular component (GO): cytoplasm
Molecular function (GO): alpha-galactosidase activity
Source: RefSeq, a predicted model, not a curated record
UCUGCUUCCGCCACUCCCGCCCACCUGCAAAGCAGCUUCGGCGCCCAGUCUCUGAGGAGAGUCGGUCCGUAGUUAUGCCUGCGGUGAAGGUUGCAGAAGGGCACAACCAGACGGAGGAUAGCCCUGGAAGCGGGCCCCGCCCCUCUGGAACGCUGUAAGCAAAUCAGGUGACUGCCGCCGUAGUCGCCUCUGGAGGCAGAAGCGGGCGGAAGGGCUUCCAAAGCCCGACAUAUAAAGCUGGUAAAAGCAGAGCAGAUCUGGUCAGGUCCUGAGACGCUGAGUCCAGAGCAAUGUUGCUGAAGACAGUGCUCUUGCUGGCCUUGGUGGCCCAGGUGCUGGUGCUGGACAAUGGGCUCCUGCGGACGCCACCCAUGGGGUGGCUGGCCUGGGAACGCUUCCGCUGCAACAUUGACUGUAAGGAGGACCCAAAGAACUGCAUCAGUGAAUGGCUCUUCAUGGAGAUGGCUGACCGGCUGGCACAGGAUGGAUGGCGGGACCUGGGCUACGUGUACCUUAACAUCGAUGACUGCUGGAUUGGUGGACGUGAUGCCAAAGGCAACCUAGUGCCUGAUCCCAAGCGCUUCCCCAACGGCAUUGCCUUCCUGGCUGACUAUGUUCACUCCCUGGGCCUGAAGCUGGGCAUCUACGAGGACAUGGGCAGCUUCACCUGCAUGGGUUACCCAGGCACCACACUAGACAAGGUGAUCCAGGAUGCUCAAACCUUCGCUGAGUGGAAGGUGGACAUGCUGAAGCUGGAUGGCUGCUUCUCGACCCCUGAGGAACGGGCCAAGGGGUACCCCAAGAUGGCUGCUGCCCUGAAUGCCACAGGCCGCCCCAUCGCCUUCUCUUGCAGUUGGCCAGCCUACGAAGGGGGCCUCCCCCCCAAGGUGAACUACAGUCUGCUGGCAAACACCUGCAACCUCUGGCGCAACUAUAACGACAUCCAGGACUCCUGGAGGAGUGUGCUCUCCAUCCUGGACUGGUUUGUGAAACACCAGGACAUUCUGCAGCCAGUGGCAGGCCCUGGACACUGGAAUGACCCAGACAUGUUGCUCAUUGGGAACUUUGGCCUCAGCUUCGAGCAAGCCCGGGCCCAGAUGGCCCUGUGGACGGUGCUGGCGGCCCCCCUCUUCAUGUCCACAGACCUGCGUACCAUCUCCGCCCAGAACAUGGACAUUCUGCAGAAUCCACUCAUGAUCAAAAUCAACCAGGAUCCCUUAGGCAUCCAGGGACGCAGGAUUCUCAAGGAGAAAUCCCACAUUGAAGUGUUCAUGCGGCCUCUGGCCAACGAGGCCAGUGCCUUAGUCUUCUUCAGCCGCAGGACGGACAUGCCUUAUCACUACCACUCCUCCCUUGCCCGGCUGAACUUCACCAGCGCCAACACGUAUGAGGCCCAGAAUGUCUACACGGGUGAUGUCAUCAGUGGCCUCCGGGACACAACCAACUUCACAGUGAUCAUCAACCCUUCGGGGGUGGUGAUGUGGUACCUGUAUCCUGUCAGGAAGCUUGGGAUGCCCCAGCCAUGAGGAGCUGGCACAUAUGAUAGGCUGUGGCAGCACCACUGAGCCCAGACCAUGGUGGUUCCACGUGCUGAGGGCCAGGAGGUGGGGUUCUCUGCUACCCAGGCCUGCUCGGUGACCUGACCCCAUCAGACCCAAAGUGCAAUCCCAGGGCUAGGUUCUGUGCCCUGCCCGUGCAUGAACUCUCUUGGAAACUUGUCUUGGGUAAGUUUCCUGUAGCCUUUCUGACCCUCUACCUCACCCCAGAUGCACAGCCCCAAAUGUUGCUGAACAACUCAGCCAGCCUCCUGAGCCCCCACAGGCAGGGGCAUUAAUACCCAUCAGGACUCUAGCCUCUGACCUUCUUUUUGUUGACUUUGGAAUCAGGAUUGGGAAUUUUUCUUAUAAUUAGGCGAGGAGCUCUGACCUUUUGUCAGGAACUCCUAUGAAUUGUGUGAUUGACUUUCCUGCCCGGAGAAGGCCUUGCAGGCUGACACUGCCUGGGCGUGACCUUGGUCUCCUUGGGUCACCAAUAAAGCUGUUCUUUGGUCUA